AUGCAACGAUUUAACGAAGCGGAAGAUGAUUCAAUGUUGUGUUCGCCACUUUGGUGUGAAAAUUUGGAUGUUUUUGGUGUUAGAAGUGGAAUUUCGGCUCCCAUGACAGUUUGACUGCAAAUAUUUGUUGUUGAUAAACUUUGGAUGACCCAGAAAAAGUGAUUUGUGUAUUUCUCGAGGACAAUAAAAAUGCAUUUUUUUGGGAAAAACGCCGCGAAACCAGUUUAAUUAAUCACGGAAGCAGGAACAUUCAUGAAUAUUCGAUUUUUUGAAUUUUGCAAAAAUGUGUAGGUGCACUUUUGGCGAAAAAUUUCCAAGAGAUUUCGAACGAAAAAUUAGUAUAACAAUACGUUUUGUCAAGUAUGUGUUUCCUUUCGAAAUCAAUUGAAUUUAACUUUUUGCAUCUCUCAUUUUAUUUCUCAAGAGGUCAAAAUGGCUUAAUUGAUGGGGAAGAGGCAAAGUUUUGAAGCACUUUGUUUGUAAAUUUCGAAAUUUUGACAUUUUCUGCAAGUCUGGCACAGUUUUUUGUUCAAAAAUCUGAAUUAUGCCAUUCUGGCAUACUUUUCAACAAAAAUGUCUAGAUUUUUGAACCACAAUGUGGGCGGAGCCUAAUUUUGCAAGUCUGACACAGUUUUUUGUUCAAAAAUCUGAAUUAUGCAAGUCUGGCACAGUUUUUUGUUCAAAAAUCUGAAUUUUGCAAUUCUGGCAUACUUUUCAUCAGAAUGUCUAGAUUUUUGAACCACAAUGUGGGCGGAGCCUAAUUUUGCAAGUCUGGCACAGUUUUUUGUUCGAAAAUCUGAAUUUUGCAAGUUUGGCACAGUUUUUUGUUCAAAAAUCUGAAUUUUGCAAGUCUGGCACAGUUUUUUUUAUUAAAAAAUCUGAUUUUUGCAAUUCUGCCACAGUUUUCUAUCAAAGUUUUUCAUAUUUUUGUCCAAAAGUGGGCGGAGCUUAAUUUUGCAAGCCUGGCACAGUUUUUUGUUCGAAAAUCUGAAUUUUGCAAGUUUGGCACAGUUUUUUGUUCAAAAAUCUGAUUUUUGCAAGUCUGGCACAGUUUUUUGUUCAAAAAUCUGAAUUUUGCAAGUCUGGCACAGUUUUUUGUUCAAAAAUCUGAAUUUUGCAAGCCUGGCACAGUUUUUUGUUCAAAAAUCUAAAAUCUUGCAAGCCUGGCACACUUUUCAACAAAAUUCUUCAGAUUUUUCAUUAAAAAGUGGGCGGAGCCAAAUUUUUCUGCAAGCCUGGCACACAAUUUCCCCCCUUCCUAUCCUAUUUUAUUUAUCCCCCAACUAGUAGUACUAGUUAUCCUAACUCCUUUUUCUCCGCGCUAAGCUCCGCCCCUUUUUUUCACCAAGAAUAAGAAGAAGAAGACAUUAUAAUGAUGGUUGCCAUCUUCCCGUUAACCCUUUUUUUUGUGACAAAAAAGAAAGAGACGUUCCUUUUUCUCUAACAAAAUUUGUCCUUGACUUGAUCUUUUUUCUCAAUAGGAUUGGAUUGAAGAAGAAGAAGAAGAAGAACCUUGGGUUUUAACUAUUUUUAUAUAAAUUUAUAUAGUAAUUUUGGUUUUUCCGCAAGAAAUUUGAAAUUUGCUCUAUUUUUGUGCUCAUUUUGUGCUCGAAGAGCUCUCUCUGUGCAAAUAAACACUACCUUUUAGUAUAUGCUAAUUGACAGCCAAUUUCUUGGCAAAUAAAUGGACCUUUUUUUCUUCACAUAGAGAAAAAUAUGGUCAUUUUUUUUCUUUUCGCCAAACAAACAAUUUGGCCAAAAUUCCCUGGGGUGAAAUAAUUUCGAAUUUUUCGACACUUGAAACUUUUUAGUUUUCGCCAGUGUAGAUGUGGCGCAACUGGUUAGCGUGUGAACUAGCGAUCUAAAAGCCCUGGUUCGAGUCCCCAUGCGCGCUGUCAUUUUUUCUAGUUUUUUUCUCAUACCUAAUCCAUAAUUCUGACCCAAAAGGAAACAAAAAACAAGAAAAAGGGUCGACGAAAAUCGAAUUUGCGCGCUUCGGCAAAAAAUUUUCUUUUUUUUUUUUUUUUGAAAAAAAAUUUGUCACACUUUUUCUCUACUAAAAAUUUUUUUCGCAGGCAUGGGGAAUCGAACCCGCGCUUUCCACUCCAAAGGUUCCCCUCUAACCAGCUGCGCCUCAUAGACAAGUUCACAUCGUAAAUGUACAUUUAUGUAUUUAUUUUUGUGUUAAUUACCUAAUUAUCAUUCCGAUUUCUCUCUUCUUGUUCCUUUUUUCUUAACAAACUUGAUUUAUCCGACCGUAAAAUUUUUAUUUGUUUUUUUUUUCUUCCCCCAAAAAAAAUUCCAUUUUUUUCAGACAAAUCUUCAAAAAAUCAUGUCAAAAACAACAAAAAUUCUUCUAUAAUGCCAAAAAUCCCUAUGCUAUUCUAUAUUUUUCAGAUUUUCAGCCUCACUAUUUUGGCUGAAAAUCUGAAAUUCGAGGUCGAAGAAUCGGCCGAAGUGGGGCGGGUGAUUGGAUGGAUUUCGGGCAAACCUGAGCAAUCCCACACACCCACGUUUUUCGUCGUUUUCCCCGAUGAACAGAUUAGUAAGGUGAGCGAUUUUUGGGAAAUUUUUUGAAUUUGGCGCGAAAAAAUUGAUCUAUUUUCACACUAAUAUGAGCAAUGUAUAAAAAAACAUCUGCAUAUUAGUUAGCCCUUUUGUCUUGUCCAAAAGAACUACACACACACAUCAUUGAACAACUAUACUAUCAAUCAAAAAGCAAACAAAGCUGCUCUGGCAACACAAUGUUUUUAGGAGGCCGUGUAAUUUGCAUAUGAAAACACCUUGCACCAUCUGUUUUGGGGAGGGUGUCAAUAAGUGCAAAAAAUUGAGGAGAGAGAGAGACGCAGGGGAAAUCCACGUGGAUAUUUUGGCGCGAAAUUCAAAUUAUUUUUUAUUUCUAACAUGAGCAAUGUUUUUCAAAAUUUUUCAAGAACAAAAUGGACAAUGAGAUUCUAACAUGAGCAAUGCAAUAUUUUCAAAUUCAACACCAAAAAUGACACGUGUGUAGUUCUUUUGGACAAGAAAAAAAUCAAAAAAUUUCGAAAAUUUUUCGAAAAAUUAUCAAACGACACUCCGCUUGCCCGUUGUUUAAUUUUUUUCAUUUUUUUGAGCGUCAUCAUUUUUUUUCAAAACUUUUAUUCUUCCUCUAAUGCUAAUAUGAGCAAUGUUUUUCAAAAUUUUUAAGAAAACAAAAUUAAUUGUUCAAUUUUUGUAUGUAGUUCUUUUGGACAAUGAGCUUCUAACAUGAGCAAUGCAAUAUUUUCAAAUUUAACACCAAAAAUGACACGUGUAGUUCUUUUGGACAAUAAAAAAUCAUAAACUAAUAUGAGCAAUGCACCAAUUUCAACGAAUUUCCCAAUUAAAAUUAAACAUUUUUCGAAAAAUUUUCAAAAAUUUUAAAAUCAACAACGACACUCCGCUUGCCUGUUGUUUAAUUUUUUUCAUUUUUUUUUUCAAAACUUUCAUUCCUCCUCUAAUGCUAAUAUGAGCAAUGUAUAUGCAAAUUCGGGAGAAAAGCCAAUUUCUGAGGAGGCGAGGGGGGAUGAACCCGGCCAUUAGUAGUAGCACACCCUUUUAUUAGAUGAGAGAUGGAAAUGAGCACAUUGUUGUGCUCAAUUAUUUGAAUUAGGCUAACUUAGCACUUUGGACGAACUUUCGGAGAUUUUAUUUUUAGUUAGAGAUAGGAGGGGGGCUAGAGAGGUUAGAGACGCAGAGGCUACUAGAGAACCAGGGAAUGUUAGAGACGCAGAGGCUACUAGAGAACCAGGGAAUGCUAGAGACGCAGAGGCUACUAGAGAACCAGGGAAUGUUAGAGACGCAGAGGCUACUAGAAAACCAGGGAAUGUUAGAGACGCAGAGGCUAGUAGAGAACCAGUGAAUGUUAGAAACGCAGAGGCUAGUAGAGAACCAGGGAAUGUUAAAGGCGCAGAGGCUACUAGAGAACCAGGGAAUGUUAGAGACGCAGAGGCUAUUAGAGAACCAGGGAAUGUUAGAGACGCAGAGGCUACUAGAGAACCAGAGACGCAGAGAAACCGAUUAUUUUUUGCAGUUCCUAAAAGUCGACGAAAAAUCGGGACAAAUCUCAACAAUCGCUCAAUUGGACUAUGAAAAACGCGGGAAAUUCGAUUUUGUCGCGGUUCGAGUUGAGCAAAAUGCGCAGACCACUGAUAUCACUGUCGAAGUUGUUGAUGAAAAUGAUAAUGAGCCGAGAUUUGCGGAUCAACAUGUGAGGGUGAGUGAAAUUGGGGGAUUUUUGAAGAGAAAUUUCUGAAAUUCUGAAAAAUCUGAAAUUUUUUGAUUUAAUUAUUUUCAAUUUUCAAAAAAAAAUCUUCAUAAUUAGUGGGAUAAUCAAGUUAAUUAGACACCCUUCUCAACAUAUGGCACAUUAAAAAUAUUCACAUGAAAACAAGGUCAGAUGGCUCACUUGUUGACUUGGGGGGGGGACUUAUCCUAACUCCAAAAUUUUUGAAAUCAAAUUUUUUUUAAAAUAGCGAUUUCCUAACUUCCCAGCUUUUUAAAAACUGAAAAAAUUUGAAAAUUAAAAAAAUAAUAAAAAUAUUUUUUUCACGUUUUUUAAUUUUCACAAAAAUUUUGGCCAUUUUUGAAUUCAUGAAAAUUGGUUUGCAAAAAAAUAUUUGAAAUUUGUCAUAUUUGGGCUCGAAAUGCUCCAAAUCCCCAUCUGAAAUUGAAAUUUUCAGAUUCCACGUGGAAUUUGGAGCAUUUCAAGCCCAAAUAUAAGCAUGUUUGGGCUCAAAAUGCUCCAAAUUUUGAGCUAAAUUGGGAAAUUUCAGAUUCCACGUGGAAUUUGGAGCAUUUCAAGCCCAAAUAUCAUCAUGUUUGGGCUCAAAAUGCUCCAAAUUUUGAGCAGAAAUUUGAAAUUUUCAGAUUCCACGUGGAGUUUGGAGCAUUUUAAGCCCAAAUAUUAGCAUGUUUGGGCUUAAAAUGCUCCAAAUUUUGAGCUAAAUUUGAAAAUUUCAGAUUCCACGUGGAAUUUGGAGCAUUUCAAGCCCAAAUAUCAUCAUGUUUGGGCUUAAAAUGCUCCAAAUCCUCAUCUGAAAUUGAAAUUUUCAGCUAAAAAUCUCGGAAUUCGCUCAACUCGGCUCCUCAUUUGCCCUGCCAACUGUCACCGAUCUCGAUGGUCCGAAUUUCAACGUGAAAAAAUUCGAAAUCCUCCAAGGAAACGUCAAUAAUGUGUUCAAAAUCAGCACACGCGCCGCUGCCGAAAAAUCCGAUCAAUUGCAGGCGGAUCUGGUGAUAAAUGGACAAUUGGAUCGAGAAUUUCGAGAUUCCUAUGAAUUGCUGAUUGAGGCGGAAGACGGCGGAAAACCGGCGAAAUGCGGGCAGAUUCGUGUGUCAAUCGAUAUUUUGGAUGCGAAUGAUAUGGCUCCGAUAUUCACGCGAACUCGAUAUUCCGCAACAAUCUCACCGAAUAUCACGAUUGGCGCGAAGAUUAUUGAAGUGCACGCGGAAGACGGCGACAUUGCGGAGAAUGCGCGAGUUUCGUAUGAGAUUCGCAAGACUGCCGCACCUUCUAAUGGACUUUUUGAGAUUGAUGAGCGCGGUUGGAUUUCGGUGCGCGGAGAGUUGUUGGCGGCGUCGACGCAUGAUUUGAUUGUGGUGGCGAGGGAUCAUGGUGAGUUGGAGAGGGGGUGCAGACAGCUAGAGAAAGUUAGAGAUGCAGAGAGCUAGAGAAAAUCUAGCGAGUGUUAGAGAUGCAGAGUGGUCAGACAGCUAGAGACAAUGUAGAUAGUGUUAGAGACGCAGAGAUUGCAGACAGCUAGAGAAAGUUAGAGACGCAGAGAGUCUAGACAGCUAGAGAAUGUUAGAGAUGCAGAGAGUGUAGACAGCUAGAGAAUGUUAGAGAUGCAGAGUGGUCAGACAGCUGGAGAAAGUUAGAGAUGCAGAGAGUCUAGACAGCUGGAGACACUUUAGAGAGUGUUAAAGACGCGGAGAGUGUAGACAACUAGUGAAAGUUAGAGACGCAGAGGGUGUAGACAACUAGAGAACGUGGAUAUGUUAGAGACGCAGAGGGUGAGCAGACAAUCUAGAGAGUGUUAGAGAUGCAGAGAGUGUAGACAGCUAGAGAAUGUUAGAGAUGCAGAGAUUAAAGAGAGCUAGAGACUAGAAAGCAGUUGGAGACGCAGAGGGUGAGCAGACAGCUAAAGAAAGUUAGAGACGCAGAGAGAUUAGACAACUAGAAAAAGUUAGAGACGCAGAGAUUGCAAACAGCUAAAGAACAUGGAUUUGUUAGAGACGCAGAGGGUGAGCAGACAUCUAGAGAGUGUUAGAGACGCAGAGCUAGAGACAAUUUGAAGAGUGUGAGACGCAGAGUAAACAAACGACUAGAGUUUGGAAAACAGUUAGAGACGCAGAGAGGCUAGACAGCUAGAGAAAGUUAGAGAUGCAGAGAGUGUAGACAGCUAGAGAACGGUAGAGACGCAGAGGGUGAGCAGACAAUCUAGAUGCCAACAAAGCUAGUUAGAGACGCAGAGAGAGAGAGAGCAGAAAAUCUAGAGAAAGUUAGAGACGCAGAGAGUGCAGACAAUCUAGAGAGUGUUAGAGACGCGGAGUGGCUAGAGACUAGAGAAAGUUAGAGACGCAGAGUGGGCAGGCAGCUAGAUACAAUCUAGAGAGUGUUAGAGAUGCAGAGAGUGUAGACAACUAGAGCAAAUCUAGAGAAAGUUAGAGAUGCAGAGUGGGCAGACAGCUAGAGACAAUCUAGAGAGUGUUAGAGAUGCAGAGAGCUUGAGACUAUGAAGCAGUUGGAGACGCAGAGAGGCUAGAGAACAUGGGUAUGUUAGAGACGCAGAGAGUGUAGACAAUUAGAGAGUGUUAGAGACGCAGAGUAAACAUACCUCAAUUUUCAGGAAGUCCAAGCCUGUCAACCUCAUCAGUCGUCACCAUCACUGUGCUCGGAUCGAGCCUCUCGGCUCCACCUCUUGACGUCAUCUGGCUCGUCGAAUCCAACUCGGCACAUCUCAUGGAAAACUCGACACUCGGCUCAAUCGUCGCUCGAGUUAGCCUAUCUCCCGAAUACCGCGCAACCAAACUCAAACUCAUUGGCUGUCAAGCGUUGUGUCCCCAACAAACUGACAUUGCUCAUGUUUAUCUAUUGCUGCUAUGCGGCGUUUUGGACAGAGAAUCACAACCCGAGUAUCAUCUGAAGUUCUUGCUGGAAACAUCGGAUGGGCAGAUUGCGGUCGAACAUCCGAUUCUGUUGACGAUCGGUGAUGUGAAUGAUAAUUGGCCGAGUUGGCAUAGUUCACCGAUUCAUAUUUCGCUGAAUCGAAGUGUUGGUGGAGCCAGAAGUUUGACUGCGCAAGAUCCGGAUGCUGGGCAAAAUGGAUUCAUCAAAUAUUCGAUUCUGGACACUGAACUAGUUUCGAUUGACCCCGAAACUGGCAGGAUUUUUGUGCCAAAGCCGAUUGAUUGUAGCAUUGGGCCGGAGUUGAGAUUUCGAGUUCGGGCCGAGGAUAACGGACAGCCCGUGCUGUUCAAUGAUUUGCAAGUGGUUGCGGAUUUGUUGGACGCGGAAAGUCGACCGCCGCAAUUUCAGAAAUCACUUUGGCAGGUGGAGGUGGCGGAGGAUUUGGCUAUUGGGACUUGUUUGAUUAAGGUGGGUGAAGGGUUAGAGACGCAGAGUACACAGACGGCUAGAGAACUUGGAUAUGUUAGAGACGCAGAGUGGCUAGACAGCUAG
Messenger RNA from Caenorhabditis angaria, 7702 nucleotides. The record is from the annotation of a GenBank genome assembly. Lineage: Eukaryota; Metazoa; Nematoda; Chromadorea; Rhabditida; Rhabditidae.